AUUUUUUAGUUAUUUGGAAAGCGGAGUAAAAAAAUGUAUUUAAAGUCGGAAAUUAGUUGAGGCUCAGCAAUUUUGUAGUUUGUAGUCGCUUAGCCUCAACCAAUUACAAAUAUAUUUUGGUUGAGGCUCACGGAAAAUGUGUAGUUUGUAGUCUUGACCUCAACCAAUUUAAAAUUAAUUUUUUGGUGAGGUUCAUAAAAAUGUGUAGUUUGUAGUGUUUUAGCCUCUACCAAGUUAGAAAUUAGCCUAAAUUUUGGUUGAGGCUCACGAAAAAUGUGUAGUUUGUAGUCAAAUUUUGACUAAUUUUUCAAAGUUUUUACUUUUAAAAAACAGUUUCAAACAAAUAAAAUAAAAUAUGCGAUUAACAUCGUGGGGAAUUACCAGUAAUCCGGUCUAGUCCCGAGAAUGAAAAAAAAAGUGUAAAAUAUAAUAAUAAAAUGCUGCCAACGAGACGAUUACUCCUGCGAAUCAUUUCCUUUUUCACAUUUUUCGCCAUUUUCUGCCUAUUUUACACACAAAAUCCCGUAAAAACCCUGAUAAAUGCCACGUCAUCGACGAUAAAGCCGCCGAAAACACCGAAAUUCUACAAAAUUCUGAAUUGGGAGAAGCGAGAAUCCGAAAAACGACUGAACAAUAUUGAAGCAUUGAUUCGCGCGAAUUCAAAUAAGCUUCCAAAUCGAACAUCUAAUCUGUCGGCAGUUCAGUUAUGCUCCAAAUUACGUUCUCCAUGCCUACCAGCAUUGAAGGAUUUCGAAGGAGAAAUUCGGACAUCACCACGUUACAACCUAUCCACGUGUGUUGUACAAAAGAGCAUGAGUACGGUAAUGACGUCAAUGUUCUGCUAUUUACGGGACGAGAAGAAGUUUGUUGGAAAUCACCGUGAAUUGCUGAAGGACUGGAAAAUCGUGCGAUUUUGCAUGUUUAAGAACGAAUUUCGCAAUUUGGGUGGUGUUUUUAAAAAGUUUAAGAUCCCACCGGCGCCAAACAAUUGGACGCAUAUAAUGAUGGUUCGACAUCCAUUCGAACGUUUUGUGUCAGGAUUUGUGGACAAAUGUUAUAGAAAGCCAGUGAUCCAAAAGUACUGUAACGGAUGCGGCAGAAAUUUGACGUGUUUCAUGGAAACUGAACUAAAACGUAUGGGCCAACAAGUGGAAAGUGGGAAAUUUCAGAGAACUUAUGAAGAUCGACACUUUUUCCCGCAAAGUUGGCGGUGCAAUCUCCAUCAAUACUUUUCAAACUUCACAUUUAUUCUCUAUUCAUCAUCUCAUAAUUUCUCAAUUACAUCUCAACUAUUCCCAAUUUUCCGCCAACAUUCUGUACCUCAAAGCUCGCUAGACUUCAUUGAAACUUCACUUUCUGCCGGCCGAACCGCACAUUCGACUGUCGACUCAAAAGCCACGUCAUUCAUUGAAAAACGACUGAAUUCUAGUCCGUAUCUCAUGGAAUUACUUGUUAAGAUGUUUUAUCACGAUUUUGUUUUAUUUAAUUUCACACUUCCUGUCAUAUAAAGAGUUGAACAAUUA
Messenger RNA from Caenorhabditis elegans, 1523 nucleotides. RefSeq names its product Carbohydrate sulfotransferase (gene Y87G2A.16). The record is from RefSeq and is marked reviewed. The transcript is spliced from 6 exons. Gene Ontology annotation, biological process: positive regulation of response to oxidative stress; chondroitin sulfate proteoglycan biosynthetic process. Bases 438 to 1508 code for a protein of 356 amino acids. Gene Ontology annotation, molecular function: sulfotransferase activity; chondroitin 4-sulfotransferase activity. Lineage: Eukaryota; Metazoa; Nematoda; Chromadorea; Rhabditida; Rhabditidae. Gene Ontology annotation, cellular component: membrane.